Molecule: messenger RNA, 577 nt
Organism: Gossypium raimondii (Peruvian cotton)
Lineage: Eukaryota; Viridiplantae; Streptophyta; Magnoliopsida; Malvales; Malvaceae
Exons: 2
Coding region: 83-409 (108 amino acids)
Source: RefSeq, a predicted model, not a curated record
AAAUCAGUUCAUCUCAUUUUUUAAAAAAAACAAACAAACAAACAGAGAGCAAGGCUCUCUCUCUCAGGCCUGUAAUCCGGCCAUGGUCUCUGCCUUAGUGCCACCGUACACGGUGGCCGGUGUCGCGAAAUGGCCUGCAUGCCCCUUUCGCACGGUGUCCUUGAGAUCCCAGAUCUCUCAACCCACGAAAACAACAAAGAAAAGAGGGGAACUCUCAGCCCCUCUUGGAUCCGAAACGGCGACGGAGGAGAAGCCCUCCGACGGCGCAGCCACGUUCGUCCUCGUGAGUCAGAAACGCGGAGAGGACGUGACGGUGGGCUGGUGCGAGCAGAGAGUAGGUACGACAGUAGCGUACGACGCGCAUGGGAGCGGGACAGAGAAGCGGCGCUGGAAAGGCAAGGAACCCUAGGGUUCCAUGAUUUUUUUAAUUUUUGGGCCCAAUUGGGCCGUUGUUUUUGGGUUUUGGGCCAGGGUUAUUUCGGGCUUUAAUUUUUGUAUUUGGGCUGGACAAAUAUUGGGCUGUACAAUUUUUAUCCAACAAUUUGCUAUGUUACGAUUUGUAUUUAUGUCAUUAAAA